This is a messenger RNA of Gossypium arboreum, 1533 nucleotides long. Its product is annotated as probable mannitol dehydrogenase. Gene Ontology annotation, biological process: lignin biosynthetic process. The transcript has 5 exons. Gene Ontology annotation, molecular function: cinnamyl-alcohol dehydrogenase activity; zinc ion binding. The record is from RefSeq and is a predicted model, not a curated record. Lineage: Eukaryota; Viridiplantae; Streptophyta; Magnoliopsida; Malvales; Malvaceae. Bases 295 to 1392 code for a protein of 365 amino acids.
GGAUAUGUGAAGCAUACAAAAAUCUAAAAUGUAAAAAAAGGUAGCUGGGCUGAGUUGAGAAAAUUGAAAAUGUGAACCAUGUGAUUGAUAAACAGUCUCUGGUUUCAAAUUGGCUUUGGGUAGUUGGUUAAGGCCCUAGAUCCUUCUUUGGCUCACCCUUGGCUCACCCAGUACGUCAGCGUAGGCACUAAAUCUUGCGCUAUAAAUAACCAGCUUCCAUCCCUCAAAGCUGCUUAUAAGGUUUUGAGCACGCAUUUGCUUUGCUUUGAAGCUAGAAAAAGAGUUAAAAUAAUUAUGAAUCCAACAAUGACAAGAUUGCCAGAAGAAGAGCACCCUAACAAGGCUUUUGGAUGGGCUGCCAGAGACAGUUAUGGUGUUCUCUCUCCCUUCAAAUUUUCCAGAAGGGCAACAGGUGAGAAGGAUGUAGCCUUCAAGGUGCUUUAUUGUGGGAUUUGCCAUUCUGAUCUUCAUAUGGCCAAGAAUGAAUGGGGUACUUCCAUCUACCCUCUUGUUCCUGGUCACGAGAUUGCCGGUGAAGUGACGGAGGUGGGAAGUGAGGUCCAAAAGUUCAAAGUUGGAGACCGUGUUGGGGUUGGGUGUCUGGUCGGGUCAUGCCGUUCCUGCGAUAGCUGCAAAGACAAUCUUGAGAACUAUUGCCCCAAAAUGGUACUUACUUACGGAGCCAAGUACUAUGAUGGAACUAUUACAUACGGAGGCUACUCCGACACUAUGGUUGCUGACGAGCACUUUAUUGUCCGCAUACCUGAUAACAUGCCUCUUGAUGCUGCCGCUCCACUGCUCUGUGCUGGGAUUACAGUGUAUAGUCCAUUGAGAUAUUAUGAACUCGAUAGGCCUAGUUUGCACAUCGGUGUGGUUGGACUGGGUGGACUCGGUCAUGUUGCAGUAAAAUUUGCCAAGGCAAUGGGGGUUAAAGUUACAGUGAUCAGCACAUCUCCGAAUAAGAAGAAAGAAGCUUUGGAAAAUCUUGGUGCAGAUUCGUUUUUAGUCAGUCGAGACCAAGAUCAACUUCAGGGUGCCAUUGGCACAUUGGACGGAAUCAUAGACACAGUGUCAGCUCAACACCCUGUGCUGCCAUUGCUUGCGCUGUUGAAGUCUCACGGGAAGCUUGUUCUUCUUGGUGCUCCAGAGAAACCACUUGAGUUGCCUGUGUUUCCUUUAAUCCAAGGGAGGAAAGUAAUAGGAGGAAGCUUGAUCGGAGGGAUGAAGGAAACUCAAGAGAUGAUUGAUUUCGCAGCUAAACAUGACGUAAAACCUGACAUUGAAGUUAUAGCUAUGGAUUAUGUGAACACAGCUAUGGAACGCCUUCUUAAAGCGGAUGUCAAAUAUAGAUUUGUGAUCGACAUUGGAAAUACAUUGAAAAUUCCUUCUUGAAGUGCUUUUAUUCUUAUUAUUGGAUAACAAAUUGGAAGUACAGGACCAAAUGUUUUUGUUGUACUAGUAGAUAUUGCAAUAUCAGCUAAUAUGUAAUAUGUUAUAAUUCAAUAAAUAAAUCAUUCAUGAUCUUUGUUUGAA